Molecule: messenger RNA, 1356 nt
Organism: Oncorhynchus gorbuscha (pink salmon)
Lineage: Eukaryota; Metazoa; Chordata; Actinopteri; Salmoniformes; Salmonidae
Product: translation machinery-associated protein 16-like
Exons: 7
Coding region: 422-1072 (216 amino acids)
Cellular component (GO): nucleus
Source: RefSeq, a predicted model, not a curated record
AAAUUAAUUACGGUCUUUGAAUAAAUGGUCUUCACACAGUUCGCGACGAGCCAGGCAGCCCAAACUGCUUGCACAGAACGCAAGAGAAGUGACAACUGUACCGGUGGCAUUAUUACAAUGUUGUUUAUCAUAUUGCAAACGUGUAGAUGAUGGACUUACGUUCCAGUAGUUAAGGCUACAAAGCUGUUCUCUCGGCAGUCUGCUCUCUGCUACUCUCAGUAACGUUACUCUGCUGUUCGCAACACGUUUUGAUUCGGAAACAACGUGGUCUUGUUGUCUUCCGGGUUGUGGAACCUUUCUUUCGGCCGCCGGAGGAAAUGACGGACAGUGUUGUCCGACGGACCAGCAGCAUCCGCCGGAGUUGUCAAUACAGAACACGUGUUUUCAACCGGUGAUCAAACUUCGCACAUACAACUAAAACAUGCCGAAGGCGGGGAAAGGUAAACCAACUCAGAAGGAGAAGGUGUGUCAUCCCUAUAGCAGGAAAGCUGCUUACCUGGCCAGCCAGGAGAUACGUCUGGGAAAGAAGGAGAGACAAAAGAGUGAGAAGUCCACUCGUCUCAACAGCAUUGGUGAUAAGCUGCAGUGGUUUCAGAGCCAGCUGGACUCUGAGAAGACAGAGUUCACCAAACAGGAUGCCUGUCACAUCAUAGAGAGGUACCUGCAGAGGUUUGACGGGGAGUUGGACCAGAUAGAGCUAGUGAACGGGAUCAAAGGUCGUCAGGGUCGUCUCCAUGGCAGCAGGGAGACCGUCAUCAAACAGACUGUUGAGCGAGAGACCGCUCUGUACCAUGGCAACGGCUUCGAGAUUCCAGACAUCAUCAACUCUAAACAUCUCAAGACCUUCAGGGAGUGGAGCGGCGAUCUAAAGAAGCUUCCCAACAUCAAGAUGAGGAAGUUCUCUUCCCGAGGGACGGACAGAACAGGAGGAGGAGAGGAGGAGGAGACCGCUGGAGGAGAGGAGGAGGAGGAAGACACCGCUGGAGGAGAGGAGGAGGAGACCGCCAGAGGAGAGGAGGAGGAGGCCUUAAUGAAGGACUCAGAUUCAGACGCCCAGGAAGAUGCCCCAUAAUGCUUUGCAUGUUAGAACUCUGGGGAUGUCAGCCAUCCUACCUGACUGGGGUUAAGACAACCUGUGUGUGUGUGUGUGUGUGUGUGUGUGUGUGUGUGUGUGUGUGUGUGUGUGUGUGUGUGUGUGUGUGUGUGUGUGUGUGUGUGUGUGUGUGUGUGUGUGUGUGUGUGUGUGUGUGUGUGUGUGUGUGUGUGUGUGUGUGUGUGUGUGUGUGUGUGUGUGUGUGUCCCAAUACAGACAUCUAAUAAACCUAAAUACAGACCGAAACUGUUGUUCUGUUUCAU